Molecule: messenger RNA, 1287 nt
Organism: Ipomoea triloba (trilobed morning glory)
Lineage: Eukaryota; Viridiplantae; Streptophyta; Magnoliopsida; Solanales; Convolvulaceae
Product: SH3 domain-containing protein 2-like
Exons: 10
Coding region: 1-1110 (369 amino acids)
Molecular function (GO): protein binding
Source: RefSeq, a predicted model, not a curated record
AUGGAUGCAAUUAGAAAGCAAGCCACGCGACUCAGGGAACAGGUCGCUCGGCAACAGCAAGCUGUUUUCAAACAGUUUGGUGGGGGCUUUGGAGGUUCAGAAUAUGCUGGAACAGAUGAAUCUGAACUCCACCAGCAUCAGAAACUGGAAAAACUUUACAUAUCCACUCGUGCUGCCAAGCAUUUCCAAAGGGAUAUUGUCCGUGGUGUUGAGAAUUACAUUGUUACAGGGUCCAAACAAGUUGAGAUAGGAAGUAAACUGUCAGAAGAAAGCAGGAAGUAUGGAUCUGAAAAUACAUGUACAAGUGGUGCUACAUUAUCAAAAGCUGCAUUAUGUUUUUCAAGAGCUCUUGUCCAAAUGGAGAAGGAGCGUGGAAAUCUAUUGAAAGCCCUGGGCACACAGGUUGCUGAACCAUUAAGAGCUAUGGUAAUGGGUGCUCCACUUGAAGAUGCUCGGCAUCUAGCACAACGAUAUGAUAGAAUGCGGCAAGAGACGGAAGCACAGGCUGUUGAAGUAUCCAAACGACAAGCAAAACUGAGGGAGGGAAAUGGCAAUCCUGACAUUGCUAUGAAACUGGAAGCUGCUGAAGCAAAAUUACAUGAUCUGAAGUCAAAUACUGCUAUAUUGGGAAAGGAAGCUUCUUCAGCAAUGGCAGCUGUAGAAGCACAGCAGCAGAGAUUGACAUUACAGCGUUUAAUUGCCAUGGUUGAAUCUGAACGAGCUUACCAUAAAAAAGUGCUUCAGAUACUUGAUCAACUAGAAGCAGAGAUGACGUCAGAGCGCCAAAGGAUUGAAGCUCCUGCUCCUAGUGUCGAGAGUAUGCCUCCGCCUCCAUCAUAUGAAGAAGUAAAUGGUGUAUCAACUUCUCCAAUGCAAAAUGGCUCAACUGAUAGCAUGGGCUAUUUUCUUGCAGAAGCAAUGUUUUCAUAUCAUGCUGAAUCUGAUGUGGAGCUUAAUUUGUCAGCUGGAGAUUAUAUCGUUGUUCGAAAGGUUUCAAAUAAUGGCUGGGCUGAAGGUGAAUGCAAAGGCAAAGCUGGAUGGUUCCCUUAUGGUUACAUUGAGAGAAGGGAACGCGUACUUGCUAGUAAGGUUGUGGGUGAAGUUUUCUAAAUCUGUGUGUUCAUUUAUGUUGUGCUAUAAUGUUUGUGCAGUAUUACAACAUUUUCUCCAAUUUCAUAUAAGAUCGGUUUACUAUUAUUUGUUUUUGGAACCAGUGUUUUUAUUUUAUUUUUAUUCUUGUAUAUGAUUCUUGCACUUUCCUAUGGUUUAUAUUUUUGUUGCUUGACA